AUGACCGUCGACGACGCUCCAUUGCAGAGCUCAGUUUGGGCUCAUAACCUACGGGAUCUAAGCCGUGCCUGGGCCUUGGAACCGACCGUCUUGGGUGGAACAGUGCCAACAACCACGGAGUGGCAACAGCUCUAUGCGGCCGCACAAAAGGGUGGCACCGGCAGGAUCUCUUCUCAGAUGCUGAUGGUGCUGCAUGCUCCUCUGCCAUCAAGCCAUGUGCUUCGCGCGGCAAAUGCGGCGCUGUGUAGCCGUGAGAGCGAAAACAACAGGCUGGAGCUGUUGAAGAGGCUGCUCAGCUGGCUUGAGAAAGAUACCUCCAGGUCGGCUCAGAUGCUUCGGGAAUCUUUAAAGGAGGUGCCAGAAUUCUAUGCGACCUUGCUGAAAUCCUUCAGGGCUGCCAUUCCCACAGAGCCAGUCUUUUGCGAAGUUGUGAUCCAAUUGAUGGGCCAAGUGUGCAAAGGCCACGUGGAGAACGCUUCGUCAUUCGUUCAGCUCGGUGCUGCACAAGACCUUUGCUAUGCCCUGGACAGGCACAGAUCGCGGAAAGAGCUGCAGCGGCACGGGCUCUAUGCGGUAGCUUGCCUGGUGCACGAUGGAGGCAAUCCGGUCCAAUCCAGCCAACCUGGGGUGUUGCGACCUGUCUACAUCAAACUGGCCAACUUGCAGCCUGAAAAUGUGGUGCUGCAAGCACAGGCACCGGGGUUCAGUUCUGCCCCCGGCUGCGACGGCAGCGAAAACAGCGCCUUUGCACAAGGAUCUGUCCCAUCACCGGCUUGGAAGGUCCCGGCUGUUUUGCUGUCGGCGUGUCGCAGGGAGAAGGCGAGUAAGGCAUUCGGCGAUGGUUCCAACUUCCAACUGCCAGGCAUUUGCCCUAUGGCAAGGAAGCCAAAGCUGAAAGAAGGAGAAAAGGCGCCAGAGCUCAAAGUCUUGCUGUUCCUGAUGUGGGAGGAAGGUGAAUCAAAGGUCAGCGUGGGAGUCUAUCCGCAUCAAAGUAAGCACUGGGAAGCCUUGGAACUGUCCGACUGCUCCACCAAGGAGGAGAUCAAGGCGAAGUACCGAAAGCUGUCUGUAAAAUAUCAUCCUGACAAGAACCAGGAGGAUGGUGCUAAAGAACGGUUUCAGCGCAUCACUGAAGCCUAUGAAGCGCUGAAGGAGACUGAUGGCCAGUUGGCGUUUCCUUGGGAGCGCUUCCCGGAGCGUCAACAGAUGAUGAAAGGCUCAGAUCUCAUCCGAACCUUGGGAUUUCUCGGAGCUGAAGCAGCACAACAAGAUCCCAUCAAAGCGCAGUUCAUGCAGCAAGUGGUGAAAGAGGCCACCGACUGCAGAGUGCUCUUGCAUGAAAGAGACACCAAAGAUGAAGAGAAGUCCUGCAAGGAAAUAUGGGCUGAUGCUCUGUGUGUGGAUGAGCGGAGUGGUGCGAACCAUUUGGUAAAGGUCUACCGGCGAAUUGUCACUUUGUCGGAAGCAGCCAAGCUUGCAGCUAAAGAAGGGAUGGAAGAACUUGACGAAUGA
Messenger RNA from Cladocopium goreaui, 1512 nucleotides. The record is from the annotation of a GenBank genome assembly. NCBI's taxonomy places the organism in Eukaryota, Dinophyceae, Suessiales, Symbiodiniaceae.